Molecule: messenger RNA, 7080 nt
Organism: Peronospora belbahrii
Lineage: Eukaryota; Oomycota; Peronosporomycetes; Peronosporales; Peronosporaceae
Source: the annotation of a GenBank genome assembly
AUGUGUGUGGACACUUAUCAUGCAUCGAUGCCAAACGUUCACAUUGAACUGGAAUUUGAAUUUACACCGGAAUCUAUUAAAUCAUUUUUUAUUAAACUUCAAGGGCUUGAUGUGGAUCGAGUGCAUCGUCAAUUAGCAAAGACGUCCAUGGGACUUGUUAAUGCUUCACCCGAGAUAUUGGAGACUGUAGCUAUUACGCUCUAUGAAAUACUGAGCCAUCGGAGAUUACUGUCAGAUUUUCGGAUUAUACGAGUGCUAUCAAGAUGGAUUGCAUCGCGAUUUUCAGAUGUCAAGACGAAUCCAAAUCUUGAGAGCUUACGUGGAUGUACUGGUCUUUACCAGUUACUAGUAUCACCAGACCCUGUUGUAAGGGAAUGGGCCAAACAAACAGUACAACACUUUGGCAAAAUCCAGCUUAGUGGUGAGUAUGAAAACGAUCAGUAUUUACUCGACGUUCUGGACGAGUGGAUGUAUAUUCUUGAAAGUGAAGAAUUCAAUAAAUCCGUACUAUUGCUGGACUUUAAAACGACAAAAGACCUUCACCAUUUUCUAGAGCCAACAAAUUGUGUCAAGACCCCGACUAAGUCAAUGCUGUGGUCUGCACUCGACCACAUAAUGCAGCAAAUGGACGUGAACAGCUUAGAAGUAAUGCUAGAUUCGUUUGACACGAUCCCGGACGUAGCCUUCAAUUAUCUACAAGAUGCAGAUCCUGCAGGAGACCAGACACUUACAUUGAUGGUCUCUAAAUGUUUUGCAGUUCUAUUACGCUGUCUUGGACACCGAUUUUGGAAUCACAGCGUCAACUCCCCCAAAGUCGUGCUAGAAGUGGUAAUGCAGCAUUGCCGCCUCGGGACUUGGCGUGUCUAUGUUACGAAACAGUUUGUUGAGCUUUUACCGCCACUACUGGCGGCCAUGCGACCGCCUCAAAUCUCUAGCCAAGUGUCCAACCACGAAAAGCUCGAGUUUUAUUUGAAGACACGCAGAAAGAUUCUGCAAUUUUUGAUCGCCGAGGAUCUUCGCCCAGAGCAUUACGACGCUGUUGCCAUCGUAGCAGCAUCAAGGGCGGUCUUUACUAUCUUGAUUGACUGUUACGAAUACCGCAUGCCCGGCACUAUGAGAAGUAACCAUGGAAGUGGACGCGAUGAAGGCGCGCUAUCUGACUCAAUCUCUAUCGACUAUUCCGUUUCUGAAAGCGCCUUUUGGUGGCCGUGCAGUUUGGGGACUGGAGAUAUUGUUAACGAGCAAUUGGGGAAACUAUGGAUCGAUCAUUUGUUUGGUAUCGUUGUUAAGCCUAACAACGUUGAGUCACUGGUUGACUUGGCAGCAGAAACAACGGCUCUUAUACUGAGCAAACACUUGCAACUUGCUCGAGAUGUUGUAUAUUCUAGCAUUGCUGCGAGCAAUAUGGGAGAGGCUGUAUCGAUCGAAACUGCUACUAAGGGAAGGCCGGUCAUCACUGAUUUGCUGAGAAAGUUAUGUUCAUGGAAGACGAUCACAACGAUACCGCUCCAAGUUCAUGGAGCACUGUUUGAGUCCAUUGGGGGCGUUUCGGAGCUGCUAAACAGUGUAGUCGCACAGCCCAACCGCAGUGACCAGCUUCAACAAAUCACGACACUUUUACAAAAUUAUGAGGAUCAUACCCAGCAAUAUCUUGAGCGGAUGUGUAAUGAGGUAUUGCUAAACGGCUUAGCUAAUCCGUUCAGGUUCCCGGUGGUGUCUCAACAUAUUAGCGCUUGCUAUCUCAGUCCAGCAAACACUGUCGAUCAGGUGGUAAAAAGGUUGAUCGGGCAAUAUGCCGUUGACAAGAAGAGACCCACACAAGUACCUUCUACAUUGGAGGCUGUUCUCAUUUCAGUUCACCGAAAUGCUGAGGCCUUUUUACGUGGCCAGCUUUCCAUGCUUCAGUCCAUGCGCCUCUAUGGCUUUGCUCCAGCUGUGUGUUUGCCUGCCAUGAAAAAGCUGGCUUUUGUGUGGUCUCGUGUCUUCGAUAUGCUAAGCGGUGACCUGGAGAAAGCAUUUAAAAAAGCGUCGAAUGCGGAUGCUAUGGCCACAUCAUCACACGAGGUGUCAGAUACCGGUAUUGCAGCAGUACACUUGCUGAAGCUUCCCAAUCUGAUCAAUGAGUUUCUGGUCGCUCUCUUAACAAAUCUGUUUGCCCCGAAAACAAAAUUAUCGAUUGAGGUAACUGAAACCACUCGAGUGCAAUGUCUUGACUUUGGACUAUCAUUUUGGAAGUUUUGGAUGGUAGUGUUGAGAGAUCCAGGCGUGUCCAGCAAGCGUGUGGUAGGGCUGAUAACUCCACUGGUUGAGUGUAUAGCCAAGAGAUCGGUGUCUGAGAUCAAGCGGGCUGCUGAGCUGCUGAUGACAGUGUUGAGUUGUCUUUUGAAAGGAAGCACUCGUCUAGACGAAGCCACACUUAGUCUGAUCGACAGUAUAAAAGGCGAAGCAGCAUCAAUUGAGUCGAAACAAUCUACUGAUUUUGGCCGCAUGACCGAGAAGUUUCGUCAAUUGGCCCAGACCUCUGAGUUUUUUACAAAGCGCUCAACAGGACCAAGUAGCGUGUCAAACUUUGUGGACAUGACCACCUCUCGGUCAAAUUCAAAGCUGCCACCGAGAGCUAAAUCUUCUGCUCUUAGCUCUUCGAUUAGGCCAGUAGGUAAGAAGUCUGCAGUUAGAGCUCAAGGUCGUGCAUUGGUGGAUCUAAGUGGUGCUGAAGAAGUAUCUGCUGAAGCGGCAGCUCGAAGACAUCAUAGUUUUUACUCAGAAGAAGAGUACCACGCAAGUUCAGCGAAGGCGCCUUCUUCCAAGGGACAGCCAUCCAAGACAAAGCCUUCCUUUGAUAUGUCACAAGUCAUAAAAGGAAUCGCACACUCGCAUCCAGGCUCAAACAAGACGAUUGCGUCCGAAAGAUUAACGAAACAGGUUGACAAAGGUGCAUUCGAACAGACGGAAGAGGAGAAGAUAGAAGAUACUGAUCUACGCUUUGCUGCUCUUUUUCAUCGGAUUAAGACCACACAGAAGCCUAUUGCAACUUGCUCGCUGCUCCCAUUUUACCGACAAUUGCUUCAAAUUUGCAUGCCGGUACUUUUGUCGCGUGAGUUCCAGAACGAACGGUCUGAAAAGAAGUUACAAGUUCCUGGUUUGAAUUUCAAGAAAAACGCAGAUUAUGUCCGAGCGUUCCUGCCACUGAUGCUAGAAGAAUGUAACAACGAAGUUCAAGAGGGCCUCCGGAAAUGUUCGCAUGGUAACAGGGGCCAUCUGCUUCGUUACGAGUCCGAAAAGCCGCGAGAAGGUAUGCGCUGCAUUAGCUUCAGCAUUACUAAAAGAGACGAAGGGCUGAUAUCAAGCUCAAAGUUUGGCGGUAACGGGCGGCGAGGAGGAGGCUUUCAUGAGAAGUUGUUCCGAAAUGGUGAUGUGGUGCUCUUGCAAAUCUCAGUUGGCAACCAAGACCAAAGUGGUUUUAUGGGUAAGCGGGAGUUUUUGGGUGUCAUUUUGAUCAGCGAGACGGAAAAGGGGCGUCGGCAAACAUCGUUGAUAAAAAAUGAUACGAAGGACGAAGAUGAAGAAGCCGUAAAGGUGCUGUUCCUUAAUGAUGGCGAAUUGGACAACGCGACAGCAAGCGUAAGCUCAUUCUCGACUGAAGUAUUGACAGCGAGUGCAAUCGCCGAUACGGAGUGGAAGGUAAACCCCCUAUGUAAUUUGGUAACGUCUGCGCGCGAGUAUAUCGCGCUUCGGUCCGUCGACAUGCUCCCAGAACACUUGAGAACGGCUAUUCUGACUCCAGAAACGUACAAAUCUACGCAAUCAAAUCUUAUUGCUAUCACGUCAAUAAUAGAUGACUUGCGAUUGAGCAAUUCAAACGAAAGUCGAGCAAGUAUUGUGAAGAUAUUGAAACGCUUGAACAAGAUGGACGUGAUGUUGACAGAUUUAAGGUCUACCAGUAUAGGCAAAGCUGUGAACAAGCUGCGCAAGCACGAGGAUGCAGAAGUCAAGGCCCUUUCUGGCAAACUGAAAGACAAGUGGACGAGUCUCAUCGAUGAGAAAGACACUCUAGAACGGGCGCCUCGCUUUCUAUCGCCCGAUCUGUGGGAAGCUAUCAAGCUCCAGUACAAUUCAUCCCAGUUGCAGUCCAUCCACAGCGUGCUUAACAACUACAACAUGGGUGUAUCUCUGCUUCAAGGACCCCCAGGAACAGGCAAGACAAAAACGAUUAUGGGUCUUCUGAGUGGACUGUUAUCGUUGCGAUUGCCAGCUACUGCAGUCAUGCCUAUGGUAUACCCGAAAAGCAGCUCAAACGCUCAAGGGAACGGCACCAAGGAAGACUUCAACAAUUUUGAGGCUGCAAGAUGUCGUGGCACAAAUACUGGGCAUCGUGGACAACCAUUAACUCAAGCUCCAGCAUCGACGUUUUCAUUAAAUGGGGUUACAUCCGCCCUCGGUAGUAUUCUCCGUCGCACCACCGACUCUGCCAUAGCUGGUCCAAGUCAAACUACAAUUCAAUCGCUGAAGAAUGUUAGCUCGUCGCGCAGUCGAUUAGAAAAAAAGCUGUCAUCUCGUGCGACGCAUCAACCAAAUUCGAACCUGGUAGUAAAGCGCCGUGUUAUAUCAAGAGCAGCGUCAGAGCGCUCGGCAAGUCGAACAAAUAACAUACUGCUUUGCGCGCCAUCCAACGGUGCUGUGAAUGAGCUAGUGCUACGAAUCGUGACGGACGGACUACUGGAUAGUUCGGGGAGUGUUACGAAAGUUCGAGCGCCGAGUGUUCAUCCUGAGGCACUGUCAGAAGAAUGGAUCUCCAUUGUCCGCCUCGGAAACGCAGGUGAGGAUGCAUCUGACGCUGUUAAUUCUGUUUGCUUGCCGCAUAUUAUCCGGCGCGAAAUGACCAUUCAUCCGAAAGCGAUGGAAUUGCACUCGCUCCAAGAAACGCAGCGACAAUUACGCAGCUCUAUUCGCGACUUUCACAACAAAGUAGACGACUCGGAUGGACCCAAGAAGAACAGGAAGGCGCUAGCCAAGAUGCAUCAACAACUGACAGGAUGCUCGGGUAAAAUUAGACGCUUACGAGAUGAAGUAACAGCAAUUCGGGCGAAAAUGACCGAAAGCAUUUUGUCCAAGGCAAGUAUUAUUGCCUGCACAUUGUCAAAGGCAGGAAGUGGUGAUUUUUUGGGAUUGAAGCAUGGCUUUGACGCUCUCAUAAUUGAUGAAGCGGCCCAGGCAGUGGAACUAAGUACGCUUGUUCCAAUUCGGGAGCGAGUAGCUCGUGUUGUGCUGGUCGGUGAUCCAAAACAGCUUCCUGCUACGGUGAAAAGCGUUGUCGCGGCGAAGGCACGGUACGAUCGAUCGUUGUUUGAACGUAUAGCAGAAAGUGGUGUCGCGCCAUCGAUGCUUCGAGUCCAGUAUCGAAUGCAUCCGUUUUUACGGGACUUUCCGUCAAAGAGAUUCUACGGAGGAAUGCUGACCGAUGGACCCAGUGUUAUGGAGCGUGUUCAAAAGGUGUGUACUGGCAUAUAUGCGCGUACGAGUUUUCAACCUUUCUUGUUGUAUGAUGUUGAGAACUCGAGGGAGGAAGACAUGAACGGGUCGAAGUACAAUCGCGUUGAGGCAGCAUUUUGCGUUAGUUUGUGUCAAAACAUGUUUGAAACUUGCCCAGAGGUACGCAACAACAAAUGGAGUGUUGGAUUUGUGUCACCGUACAAGGAACAAGUACGCGUGCUUCGGCAAGAAAUUACACGCUCUGGAAUCCCAACAAACGUAUCAAUUGAAGUAAACACGGUAGAUGGGUUUCAGGGCCGAGAAAAAGAUGUGAUUGUGUUUUCAUGCGUCCGGUCGUCCGUGCAUGGAGGUAUUGGUUUCUUGCGCGAUAUUCGCCGUCUUAACGUGGCAAUUACUCGUGCGCGGUUUUGCCUCUACGUUAUUGGAAACGCGAAGACACUCGUGCGUGAUGAAACGUGGGCUGCUUUAAUCAAGAGCGCUCGUGAUCGAAAGCUAAUUAUUCGAACAGAGGGAGAAGGAUUUCCUGCUGUGGCAAAGAGGCUAACAGGAGACAAUUACCGCGAUUUAGCUAAGCACUACAAAUUGAUGCACGAGAAAGCGGCUCAAAAGUUAGCUCUGAAACCUACUGUAAAUGCACCUGCUAUGAGUGUAAAACCAAAGCUCGCUAUGAAAAACAAUGAUGAAUUGCAGUGUGCACCCAGCGACAAGGGCGAAGAAGCAAACGAUGACAAGGUAUUCGAUAGUGGAAACCGACCAUCUCUGAACUCCAUCCAGCUUGAGCGUUCAAGCGGUCAAACUGAAACUUGUCAUGAAAUGGAACAGCAUGUUGACAAUCACAAACGAUCCGCGAAGGAGACUUUGAAUGCAUCAAAUGUGAAGAAGCCCCGCACAUCUACAACAACACCGCCUAUCAAAACGGCUUUGCAAAGUCAACAGGGGAUCCGGAGCUGUGAUGAACCGAGCAACUCGUUGACAGUCGAUGUGCGUCAGCGUAGUGAGCAUCGUUCUCUAGAAAGAACUACUAACUGGAGAAGGAAUGAAGUUGCAAGCUCUUCGAGAAUGGAAAGGCAACGCGAAGAGCCCAGCAAAUUUUGCGGUUCUAGAGGUUCUAUUGAUAGAGAGCGGGGCGACAGAAGAAACGACAGCACGUACUCGCAGAAUGACCGAUACCGUCAGGAUGAUCGUCGUGACCGUGAUGGUCGAAAGCAAUACGCCACCGCCUCAUCAAGAAGUGCAUCUCGAUCUUCAUCCGCUUAUUUUGUAGGCAAACCCCCGCCGUCCAAUUUUAAAAAGGACCUUCGUCAAGUCAACGAGCCAUCAACGACACAAGGCAUGCGUUUGACAACCCCAAGGAUGCGAGAACAAGGACCGUAUCACGAAUCGGCUUCCCGUCCUCCAGCACACCAUAGCCAUCGUAAUUGUGCUUCGAAUAAGUCAAAGACCAACACAAGUCAUGGCAAUGCUGGCAGGGCUCCAGCCAAGAGAAGCACAGACGUGCUAGGCAAUAUCCUUGGCAGUGCUUCCAAACUGGCAAAGUCAACGUCACGUGUGAAUGACAAGACGACACCGCGCAGUUCGGAGUUUUCCUAG